ACGACCGCCACCGUGGAAGAAACCAGCAGCACAUGGCACCAGGCCUACACAAACUCGGGCUACAGCCCUGCUCCAUCCUCACCCGAACACUUGUGCAGGGCCUGUGGAGGCCACUUGGACACGGCGAGCAGGAAUGUGUGUGUAGACUGCAAGAAGCACUUCUGCAGCCGCUGCUGGGUACAGCCCGAGCUCGGGCCUGCACUCUGCCAGACGUGUCGGCGCUUCGUCGGCACUCGUUUCGAGAGGACCCAGUUGAUGGGGCUGAAGGUGAAGGAGCUGCGUGACUACCUGCACCUGCAUGACGUCCCCACUCACAUGUGUCGUGAGAAGGAGGAGCUGGUUGAACUCGUGUUGGACCAAAACACACCCAGCAGCAGUAGCAACAGCAGUAGCAGCAGCAGUAAUGGUUGCAGCAACUCUGCCCCACAGCUCGCCGCUCCAGACGUCUCCCAGUCCCACGAUCCUCCGUCCCAGGCAGCCGAGGAGCCAGAGACUCUCACAGAGGAGGAAGAGGAGGAGGAAGAGGGUGAAGAUGAAGAGGAGGAUGAAGAGGAUGAUGAUGAUGAUGAGUCGACAGACAGCGAGGAGACGUUAGUGCACAGUCGCAGGGCUUCUCUGUCUGAUCUGAGUAGUGUGGAUGACAUUGAAGGUCUUACAGUGCGGCAGUUGAAGGAAAUACUGGCACGCAACUUUGUCAACUAUCAGGGCUGCUGUGAAAAGUGGGAGCUGAUGGAGAGAGUUAAACGUCUCUUUAAUGACCAGAAAGACCUCCACAACCUGGCAGCAGAACCAGCUGAGCCGAGCAGCCAGGAGGAGAACCUGUGUAAGAUCUGCAUGGACUCGCCCAUCGACUGUGUGCUGCUGGAAUGUGGCCACAUGGUGACGUGUAGCAAGUGCGGCAAGCGCAUGAGCGAAUGUCCCAUCUGUAGACAGUAUGUGGUGCGCGCCGUGCACGUCUUCCGAUCCUGAUGGAGGGCCACGGAGAGCCGGAGAACCUGGAGAGCACUCCUUUAUGUCCACAUACAUUCCAAAUACCAUUCCUGUCUGGAAGGCCUGAGAGAUGUGAGGCUCAGUCUCCGUUCUGUUCGAUUCUUAUCACUUCCUACAAGACUUUUUCUUUUUUCUUCUUCUUGUUCUUUCUUUUUUUUUUUCUUAAUCUGGGAAUUGCGACAUGUGUAUCCUUUUUCACUGGGAACAGACACGGUCGGGUUCAGAAACAGCUAACUUAUCAUAAAAUAACAUAUCAUGAAAUUUAUUAAGCUAGUUAAGAACAAGCGAGCUUACCUUAUCUAGUGAACAUAUCUCCGCCGUUACGCAAUUGCAUAUCUCAAACUAAUAUAAUCCAAAUAAUGACGUCUUUUUCAGCUCCAGGGAAAAGGGGGCCAUAAGCAAUUUGCAUAGUUACCAUCUAAACUGCGUUUCAGCAUGUACACGGUGACUGCUUGAGUUUGUCUAUUUUGUUUUCUCAUCACGUACAUCGACACAGCGUGUAAUACAGGUUUCGAGCAUUUAUACCACAGCAUUGUUAGAUUCACAAUUCUGAUGAUGAAUUUUCAAUGAAAAAACUGCUCAGACGUUUAUUUAUCAUCCGUGGAAGAAACCUCCGGUGUCAGUGCUUUGUAACAAUAUGUAGGUUUUCCAUCCAUGGAAGUCUUCAGAAUAGAAAUUUUCUCUGUAACAGCAGGCUACAUUUUUUAUUAACUUCAAGAAAAAGCAACAGAGACACACGUGAAGGAAUAACACAUCAUAGCUGCUAUAAUCACUUACAGAAACGUACUUAUUAACUGUAGCUGUAAGCCGUGCGAUUGCUGUAGUAUAAAAGGAAUAAAACACUGUUAUAUGAUUAUUUUCACUUAUGUUCAGUUUGAUAACUGCAUGUCUUCUCAUGCCAUUAAUAGACUACUUUGUUUAAUACACUGUGGUUUAACAGCUCUAGUGUUUUUAAGAGCUACAGCCAUGGAGGUGGUGUGGCUAUAACUGCGUGCUAAAACUUUUCAGCUCCAGAUGAAAAGCUAAUGUGUAGGCUGCAUGUGCAUGUCUAUAAUCAGGUGCUACUUUCACUUCUUUACAUUACAGAUCUCGUAGGCCUCAUCAGUGGAGUUAUUUUCCUGUCAAAAUUCAUCAUUCAUGAACGCCACAAUGAAAUUUAUAUUAGGAAUAUUCAGGAUUUGGUAUGGUUUUCUCCCAACUCUGAAAAACAUGCUAACCGGUGGAUUCUCUGUGAUAAAUUGCCCCUAGUUGUGAAUAUGCCACUAGGUGUGUGUGUGUGUAAUAGAGGUACCUUUUCCAGAGGGUAUUUCUACCUUGCACCCAGGUCGCCCUCGGAUAGGCUACAGAUUCACAGUGGCUCUGAUAAAGACACAUGUAUUGUAAUGAUGAAGGAUGAUUGAAUCAAAUAUGUUUCACUGGCUAUACUGGUUUCCUGUUAAUCUUGAUUGGCUUCAUAAAGUUAAAAAUCAUAAUAGAUCUUAAUAUAUUGGAUAAAUACUGGAUAUGUCUAUGAACAAAUGGUAAUUUGAAAGAAAUGUGCAAGAUGCAUGCACACAAAAUUUAUGGUGUGACUCCAUACACAACAUCAUUCAGAUAUGAUCGAUGAUUUUGCUAUUGUAUUCACGUAUGAUGACGUUUGACAAGAAAACAUCUUUUUUUUUUUCCUCAACACUAAACCUCCAUAAUGCAUUUGCAAGAUGAGCGUCAUGCUUUUUCAGUGCGGUAGAGUUACUCUAUACAGCCUCAUCGCCAUCUGAUUUCUUAUGCACAGUAGACCGUUGUGCUGAGCCGGUGGUUUCUGGAUAGUUUCAUGGUCUUCCUUCAGAUGCGUGCAGCUGUAACACUAGCCUUGGUCUGUGUUAGUCACAUGGUGCUCUUAUUACUGCCCACAUGUCCACUUAGUGCUCUACAUCAGAGAGCUUUUUAACACACUGCUAGAUGCUCAUAGGGGUUUUCAAGUGUCAAACCAGGGACCUCUUUAGAUGUUGUAGAAAAAAAGAUUCCCAGGAUCUUCUCAAUACAGGUUUUAUAUUAGAAUUUAAAUAUUAGUCUCCUUAUUUAAAUGUGUACAGUAAUAUUUUGCCUAUUUAUUGACAGAACUUUUUUUUUUUGUAUUAAAUCUGCCUUGGUGUUAUUUACAGAUCUUGUUGUUUUUGAGUUUUAAUUAAACCAAUUCAAAUCAAGUGACCAGUCAUAAAGUCUUAUAAUAUAACAACCCGAUGAUAAAUUUUAUAGUGUUGAAAAUGGUUCUGACUUCCAGCACUGUAUCAGAUUAUAAAAUAAUCCCAGACUCCCUGGCUAUGCCCCAGAGGUCCCUGGAUCCCUCUUGGAGAACCGCAGUGUUACACCAAUGCAACGUUUUCUGAGGCAAAAAUAUAAAUGUAAAUAAUCUGGUUCGUUAAUGAAGACUUUUCAAUUAAUCAUUUACAAUGCUUAUUUAUCAAUAUGUAAUAUUAAUUUUGUUUAAUUAUUUAUUUAUUCUGAAUGUACUAUAGCAGCACUUCUGGGCCAAAUGUAGUAAGAAACGUAGUAACGUACGCCAUAUUUAGUUCCGCUAUAGGAUUUAGUGAUAGUCAUCUUCUGUCUGUUUUAAGGGAACAGUAAUUGUGAAUUAAUCAUAUCAUUAUCCAGGGAAAUUUCAUAUUCAAAUAAAAAAGCCUGUACUUUUCCUUGUUGCUCAAAUUGUACCAUCAAGGGGACAGGUUUUGUACCUGGAAAUGUGAAUAUAGUAUUUAAGUAAGAACUAAUUUAAGGUGCAAAAGUCGAUUUCGAGGACCACUAAUGAACCUUUAAAAACUUUACUCGAAAGCUGAUAAAAGGUAAUACACAUCACUGAAAAUACAUACUACAGGUACUAAAGCUACACACUUGAUGGUAAGUGUAUGAAUUGAACAACUUGCCAGAGCAGCAUUUUUCACCCAUUCACACUGCACUGUUCCAAGGAAGGGCAAAUGGCCACUUUUAUAUUACACGUGUGUUUUCUGCAACAGUCUUUAGUGUUUUAGUGAAAUAUAUAAGGUCACAUCUAAUGACGUAUCCAGACUGCUAUAAAUCUGUAGCAUGUAGAUGAAAAUCAUGUGUUUGAUUAUUGUUUUGUUUCUCCCUGAUAAGCUGAUAUGCAAAUGGUCUCACUGAGGCUAAGCUUUGUUGCUGACAUGUAGGGAUACACCGAUCCAACACUAGCAUUUCGAAACCCAACGUUGGUCCGAUACUCAGAUUUAUUCCUAACCAGAUCGGAUCCGUUAAUAAGUGUGGCGGCCUGGGAAAACCCUUCACGUCAUUACAUUUUGAACUGUAGUUCAGAAAGCUAUGCAACUCUUUAAUCUGGUUACACAGUGAACAUUAAACAUUUUGAGCUUUUAUUCUGACUGUGGUCUUGAACUUUAUAGUUUGUAUCUGAAUACAGACUGAAUUGAUGAGACUCUCCACAUAGUUUUAGUAAAGUAUAUUAGUCUUUUGUUAUAAUGCGGGGGGGCACGGUGGCUUAGUGGUUAGCACGUUCGAUUGGGGGUUCGAU
This is a messenger RNA of Tachysurus vachellii, 4507 nucleotides long. RefSeq lists its product as uncharacterized. Gene Ontology annotation, biological process: negative regulation of extrinsic apoptotic signaling pathway via death domain receptors; protein K48-linked ubiquitination; proteasome-mediated ubiquitin-dependent protein catabolic process. The coding region runs from base 256 to 969 and encodes 237 amino acids. The transcript has 4 exons. Lineage: Eukaryota; Metazoa; Chordata; Actinopteri; Siluriformes; Bagridae. Gene Ontology annotation, molecular function: ubiquitin protein ligase activity. Gene Ontology annotation, cellular component: cytoplasm; plasma membrane. The record is from RefSeq and is a predicted model, not a curated record.